AUGUCUUUUCCCAGUAGCUCUUCUGCGGCAAAUACAUUUUUAGUGGACUCUUUAAUUGGUGCUUGCAGGUCGGACAGCUUUUACUCCAGCAGCAACAUGUAUAUGCCGUCCACCUCAGACAUGGGAACUUACGGAAUGCAAACCUGUGGACUCCUGCCGUCUUUCGGCAAAAGAGGGGAGGUCAACCACCAAAAUAUGGGCAUGAAUGUCCACUCGUACAUACCUCAAAUAGAUAACUGGACUGAUCCGAAUAGACCCUGCAGAAUGCAGCCGUCAAACUGUACAUUUUCACAGAGCAUAAAGGAGGAGAGUAACUGCUGCAUGUACUCCGAUAAGAGAGUACACAAAGUCAGCUCCACAGAGCUCCCUGUAUAUUCUAACGUUAUUUCCGAAUCGUGUCCGGUCGAUGGUCCCGAGAUCCCGGUUCCGGGCUAUUUCAGACUGAGUCAAACUUAUGCGAAUGGGAAACAUCAGGAAAGCUUCUGCCACGAGCCGCCGAGUCCAAACCAAACACUGACGCAGCUCAGCCGGGUCACGCCGAAACCGCAGCCCUCAUCUGCGCCUUCAAAUGUUGCAGAGGUGGAAAAGAAAAGCGAGGACGUCCCACAAACCCACGAGACCUCAAGGACACCGGUCCCCGUAGAAAGCCCGGAUCUCAAGUCCAGCUCCGGGGAGAAAAAGUGCAAUACGGACGGCUCUGUGUCCAGCCCGGAGCUGCAACAGAAGGAAGGGAAAGGCUGCGACCCGCCGAGAAGCAACUGGUUAACUGCAAAGAGUGGGAGAAAGAAAAGAUGUCCCUACACAAAGCACCAGACCUUGGAGUUGGAGAAGGAGUUUCUCUUCAAUAUGUAUCUGACCCGAGAGCGCCGCCUAGAGAUCAGCAGGGGCGUCAACCUGACCGACAGGCAGGUCAAGAUCUGGUUUCAGAACCGCAGGAUGAAACUGAAGAAAAUGAACAGAGAAAACCGCAUCCGUGAACUCACCUCAAAUCUCACCUUUUCGUGA
Cyclopterus lumpus (lumpfish) is the source of this 1005-nucleotide messenger RNA. It is a transcript of the gene hoxd10a, whose product is annotated as homeobox D10a. Bases 1 to 1005 code for a protein of 334 amino acids. Gene Ontology annotation, molecular function: DNA-binding transcription factor activity, RNA polymerase II-specific; RNA polymerase II cis-regulatory region sequence-specific DNA binding. The record is from RefSeq and is a predicted model, not a curated record. The transcript has 2 exons. Gene Ontology annotation, cellular component: nucleus. Lineage: Eukaryota; Metazoa; Chordata; Actinopteri; Perciformes; Cyclopteridae. Gene Ontology annotation, biological process: regulation of transcription by RNA polymerase II.